AUGUCGGGCGCCAGCAACAGCAACAACUCACGCCACGAGGAGGUCUAUGAAUUGCAACCUCUCUUCAGACUUGGUGAUCCUGACCGGCUGUUCGACAGCCCACUUGCCGAACGUAUCAGCACGCUCUUCACCAUGCAUGCUUCCAGCAAUGAGACUGAAGGUGACCCAUAUGACGACCUACUGCUCGCGGGCAAGGCAAAACAUCCAUCGUCGAACUCGCAUGAGAAUGAAUGUGAGAAAGCGCCUUCUGCGGUCGAAGCCCCGGAGGUAGCGCCAGUGGACGCCGCCAGUCCGCCCGACCAUGCAGAAGCGCCAGUCCCCUCUCACCGGGUGGGAAGUCUUGACAAAGAGGUGGACGUGGCUCUUGCGAAAGCCAAAGCCAAGGUCGUCAUCACGAUGUUCUGCAGCGUGGUUAUCAGCCAGGGUCUCGCUACGAUUGUCGCCAUGGUCAUGGCUGCCGUGGCGAUCGGACAGGCCCUGCUUCUCAUGUUCUUCUCGCUCAUUGUCAUGAUGUGGUUCAUGAAGAGCAUCAUCAAAGACCUGUAG
Alternaria ethzedia is the source of this 546-nucleotide messenger RNA. RefSeq lists its product as uncharacterized. Bases 1 to 546 code for a protein of 181 amino acids. NCBI's taxonomy places the organism in Eukaryota, Fungi, Ascomycota, Dothideomycetes, Pleosporales, Pleosporaceae. The transcript is spliced from 3 exons. The record is from RefSeq and is a predicted model, not a curated record.